AUGGCCAUCCAGAUUGGAAUUGGUAACCUAGGCGGUGCCAUGGCGUCCAACUUCUACCGUCAAAAAGACGGUCCGCGUUAUGUACUGGGCCACGCUCUUGAACUUGGUUUCAUCUCUGUUGGCAUCAUCGCUGCUUCAGUCCUAAUCUUUAGUUACAUUAGCAUCAACAAGAAGCGCGACAGUAGGAUGGCAGCAGGAGAGGAUAGUAGAUAUACAGCGGAAGAAUUAUCAGACAAGGGUGAUAAAGCGCUGACGUACCGCUACAUGUGGUGA
This is a messenger RNA of Colletotrichum spaethianum, 273 nucleotides long. Its product is annotated as putative transporter. The transcript is spliced from 2 exons. NCBI's taxonomy places the organism in Eukaryota, Fungi, Ascomycota, Sordariomycetes, Glomerellales, Glomerellaceae. The coding region runs from base 1 to 273 and encodes 90 amino acids. The record is from RefSeq and is a predicted model, not a curated record.